Messenger RNA from Phycomyces blakesleeanus NRRL 1555(-), 639 nucleotides. RefSeq lists its product as hypothetical. The record is from RefSeq and is a predicted model, not a curated record. Bases 1 to 639 code for a protein of 212 amino acids. The transcript is spliced from 3 exons. Lineage: Eukaryota; Fungi; Mucoromycota; Mucoromycetes; Mucorales; Phycomycetaceae.
AUGUCUAACCAAAAUGAAAGCUAUCUCACUCGACGCACUCCUGCUGAGAGAGAGAUGACAAACUCUCUUGCCAUCUUGCAUCGUGACAUGACCACUGUCAUGAAAGACGUUGCUGAUAUCAAAGCAAAAACUUCAAACACUCCUGUGUCUGCUGUUUUGCAGAGUCAGCCGAUGGCUUUAGUGCAUGCUGUUGCUCCUGUGAGCAUGGAAAUGAAUGUAGCUGGUUCUCCCACCAUGGCUUCUGAUGCAAAAUCAGUCAACAAAACAAAAGCCUAUGUAUGUAUCAUACAUAUAUUCAAGUCAAAUCAUUUGGCUGAAAUUCAAGCCAACAAUGGCAAGCCAAGGUGGAACACGGCUGUCAACUUCAACCAGUCGCCAAACACUGAGCUGACAGAAAACCUCGUUGCCUACUUGGAAAGAAAUUUAGUAGGAGCAGGACUGAGAAAAAGUGAUGUUUGUGACUUUGUCUACACGAACUUCACUAGCAGAAAGCGUGCAGCUAAUAAGUCUCAGGCUAAAAAGAAGUCAGACAAUGCUCGCAACAGAAGGAGUAGCCGCGAAAAGGAGCACUUGAAACGUCGCAAAACAGCGUACCAGUCUAACAAGCACUGCAAAAACAGAUCAAUUUCGCAUAUGUAA